GCUCCAUCCAUACAAUGCGUAACAGGGCGAUAAAAUGACAUCUCCCGGCUGUGUUUUUACAGUAGAGCCCGAGGCCGAAAAAUUCGAGGAAUCGUUGUUAAAAUUCUGACCCAAUAUUGGUCUAGUGUUGAUGGAGUUCAGAAUUUGAAGACAACCAGACGAGAAACGAUUGGACUUUCUAUUCAUCAAGUUUACAGGAAAGAGAAGACGUUACGUGGUGUUGUUCCAAACCAAAUACUUUAUGCUUGAUGAUGGAAAACGCCUGUGAAUGAAUCGGAAGGGUUUACACUAUUAGGGCUUCAUGGUUAGAUCUUGGGUUCAGAGAGCCUUUGUUAACUGGAUCAGAAAGAGGCCUGUAGUCAGUUCAUGUGAAUCGGAGAGGAGUGUCUGUCGUUGUUUAGAUGGUGAUUAGAUAGACAGGAAGGAUAGAUGGGGACUAAUAAGAAGCGUACGUUACUUAACCAUAAGCAGCGCACAUUACUUAACCCAACCACUGAAACCAUGUCGCAUGUGACUGACUGGGAAGCGUCCGCGUCGAUAAUCGUAUAACCUAAGAGAGAAAGCCUCUAGAGAGCGGAGCCUCUCAACUCACCCCUGGCCGGAGAGAGCAAGGACCGGCUGAGGUGACAUAACCCCGCCACUGUGCCACUAUGGAUCUACUUGAGUGCCCAAUCUGCCUGUUCCUCAUGUGUGAACCGGCCACCAUGUCCUGUGGUCACUCGUUCUGCCGGAGCUGCCUGGGAAACUACUUGCCAUCCAGGUGCCCAGCCUGCAAGGAAAGAUUUAAACAGAGAGACGCCAAAAACAUCAAGAACAACAUCCUGAUCUUCAGUGUCAUUGAGAAGUGCUGCCCAGAAGAGACGAGGAUGAAGUGCCAUAUUCUGGAGAAACUCAAAACCAGCGAGUUCACAGAAGCUUUACGCAUCGCGGAUGAAGGGAUACAACUAGGUAGGUUCCUAAAAAGAAUGUGUGAACUUGAGUACGUUUUGGGAAGACAUUUUCUUACGCAGCCCUCGAGUAGGCUGCAGGACAGGCCUAUGAUCAAAUGUGUGUAUACACGUUGUGUAAAGUGGAAUCCAGCCACUUAUAAAAGCCCCACACCACACUGAUUAGGUACAUUUAGGUCACACAGAUGUUUACCCCAAAAAACUCCAGCCAGGACGUAUGAAGUAAAAUGAUCAUGCUGACUAAAAAAACACACACAUUUGAAGUUCAUUCCUAUAUAUUAAUGUGCUCAGAUGAAAUGAUUUUGUCUUCAGUGCAAUACAGCGGACACAAUCAGGCCCCCCUCGCAAAAGAGGCUUCUAACCUCAACUGGCUUUUCCUGGUUAAAUACAGGUUAAAUAAAAUACUGUUAAAACUGCUAUAAUAUAAUGGUGGUGUAGUGACCUGGCAUGCACUCCUGUAGUAGCCAGUAGCUUGGUCAGAUAAGAGCCACAUGGUGGGAGGCAGUACUACAGUCACAGUGGUCCAACAUAUAUAACCCAAAUAAAAAAAAACUCUUAACACACCAGAUACACAGUUGUAAGAAUCGGCCUUAUUAAAUGCAGUUCUGUUCUGUUUAUGCAGUUCUCUUUAUAAGCCUGUGAUAGAAUGCAGUUGUAAUUAUUUUGGUCCAUGUACUUUGUCUCCCAUCUAUUCUACACAUGUACAUAGGCAACAUAUAAUGUGUUUGUGCACGGCAUAUAACAUGGAAAUAGACAACCUUUACACACAUGCUUGUUACCGCCAAUGAUUUAGAUAUAUUCCCACGGGGGGGGGGGGGGGGGGGGCAGUAUGAAAAAUGUAUGCACUCACUAACUGUAAAUCGCUCUGGAUAAGAGCGUCUGCUAAAUGACAAAAAAUGUAAAAAUAUAUAUGACUACAUGACUGACAUGGGCCGCUGUUUUGAAGCCAAUGCGCCUUCUUCCUGGCAGUCCCCCCCUACACUAUUGUAAAACAUAUUUUUGAAGCUAUAGAAAUGCAUUUAUAAAUAUCUACAUUCGUUUUUUUGCCACGUUUAUUCUAUUACAGACACCUUCAUGCAUACUUUUAAAUUAUAUUAUGUGAGCUAAACAUAAAAAAUAACAAAAUUGAUUAUUCCCUUAAAGUAUACUUUUUUUGAAAGUAUUAAUGUUACUGUCCCCACUACAACAAUACUUAAAUACAUGUAUUUUGUCCUUGUAACAUUUAAAUUAAAUACUGUAGAAUUCCAUUAAUUCCUCUGGAGGACUGCUUUUCUGUGGAGUGCCAAUAUGGCUGACAGGUGUAUACAAAGCCUCUCAUUGGUCAAUACAUAGUAUCAGCAAUCCAGGGUUUAUAUAAACUCAGCAAAAAAAGAAACCUCCCUUUUUUCAGAACCCUGUCUUUCAAAGAUAAUUAGUAAAAAUCCAAAUUUCACAGAUCUUCAUUGUAAAGGGUUUAAACACUAUUUCCCAUGCUUGUUCAAUGAACCAUAAACAAUUAAUGAACAUGCACCUGUGGAACGGUCGUUAAGACACUAACAGCUUACAGACUGUAGGCAAUUAAGGUCACAGUUAUGAAAAUUUUAGGACACUAAAGAGGCAUUUCUACUGACUCUGAAAAACACCAAAAGAAAGAUGCCCAGGGUCCCUUCAUGAGGACUGCAGAUGUGGCCAGGGCAAUAAAUUGCAAUGUCCGUACUGUGAGACGCCUAAGACAGCGCUACAGGGAGACAGGACGGACAGCUGAUUGUCCUCGCAGUGGCAGACCACGUGUAACAACACCUGCACGGGAUUGGUACAUCCGAACAUCACACCUGCGGGACAGGUACAGGAUGGCAACAACAACUGCCCGAGUUACACCAGGAACGCACAAUCCCUCCAUCAGUGCUCAGACUGUCUGCAAUAGGCUGAGAGAGGCUGGACUGAGGGCUUGUAUGCCAUGCAUAGCCUACAAGCCACUGUUGCGGACCUUUGGAACAUCUACAUUUGAAAAAAGUCUAAUAAAUCAAUUUAAUAUAGCCUACACCAUCACAAUAAGUCCAUUAUUUAUUUUAGGCAGUUCUAAAGAAACAUGAUAUAAAGAAAAUGUAGUCUAUUUCAGAAGAACAGAAUAGCAUACUCUGUUGUCUUUAUGUUAGGCCCUGAUAUGGCUGUGGGCUACACUAGCUCAUUGAGCAGACAAGAUAUUGUUGUAAUUCCCGUGGCAUUAUUUUUUCACAGUUUGACAAGCAUUUGAUAAUAUGAUCAUGCAGUAUUUUCAAUUUAAUCUGGUCUUUACAUAUAGCCUACUAAUAUAUGUGUGGAUUUUAUUUUUAGAAAUGGCCAACACAAAAAAAGUCAUCCAUAGCCUGCACUCGAAUAGGGAAUGGAGGUUACGUGCAGUUACUUUUUUAAUAUGCCAGGUAGGCUACACCGUUUGUAAAGCGGAUUAAUGUACUUGAUUGUUUUGAAUUGAGAAAUACAGUAAAUAUAGCAGCACGAGAAAGCUGGGAUCCGCUUUUAUUGUAUAGUGGCCAAUCAAAACUCUGUUUUCACACACAAUUGCGCAAUGACUGGGCUUAUAAAUUGAAAUAAAUUUGCCAAAGUUAUAGAAUGACUGCUGUUUGUUCAGAAAGAAAUGAAAUAAUUAAUGAUGGCCUACUACACAUAAUAGCAUCUGAUCUGGUGGACUCACUAAACACAAAUGCUUAAUGUGUGUUGGAGUGUGCCCCUUGGCUAUCCGUAAAUUACAAAAAUAAGAAAAUCGUGCCGUCUGGUUUGCCUAAUAUAAGGAAUUUGAAAUGAUUUAUACUUUUACUUUUGAUACUUAAGUAUAUUUGAGCAAUUACAUUUACUUUUGAUACUUAACUAAAUUUAAAACCAAAUCAUUUUAGACUUUUACUCAAGUAGUAUUUUACUGUGUGACUUGCAAGGUCAUUUUUAUUGAUCUCGGAUUCUCAGUUUCAGUGUCAAAGUAGCCUGUCAUUUCGAUAAUUUGUGCGGUAUUAAAAAAGAUUCUGCCAGUCUCCAGUCAUGUAAAAUUACUUAGAAUUGCAUGAAAUGCAUUUAUAAAAGGACAAAUUUUUCCAGGAUCCUAGGCUACAAAAGAAAAUUCCCCAUGUGUGCAACUACUAUAAGUGCCUCAACUCUACUGCUCUAUGCCGCUACGCAAAUGUGAUGAUAUGCAUUCAAUGCUUUAUUAUAAAAGGUGAUUUUAUUUUUCUCAUGCGUUCCGGUACCUCAGAGCUGCCCAGGUCACCCCCCUCUCGCGCUCACUUUUUGUUCUGGCAACAACCGAUUUACAAAUUAAGCACUGGUCUUUACAUGUACUAAAUAAUAUGUGUGAAAUUAGUUUUGAUUUAGAAUGGGCCAUUAUCAUGCACCUGUUGGAACAGGGGCAGGGUAAAAGACGUCAUCCCUAUGCACUGGAGUAGCAAAUGGAGCCAGGUAGGCUGCUCCGGUUGUAAAGCAAAGCAAAGCAAUGUGCUUAAUAUAUGGAAAGUUGAGAAAUAAAUAUAGUAGGCCUAGCCUAUAGAAAGCUUACAGGAUCCUCUUUUUAAUAGAGGCCAUCAAAACUCUGUUUUCUCAUGCAAUUGCAUAGCCUAUAGAAAUGUUGCGCAACAGGAACACAUAUAUUUUAUUCCAUGCAUCAACCAGCUAUGAGGAGCUGGCUCUCGCUGUGCAACAGGUGAUCCUAUCCCCCCCCCCCCCCCCCCCCUCCCCGAAAGCAUUCCACAGGAAUGCUGGCCCAUGUUGACUCCAAUGCUUCCCACAGUUGUGUCAAGUUGGCUGGAUGUCCUUUGGGUGGUGGGCCAUUCUUGAUACGGGAAACUGUUUAGCGUGAAAAACCCAGCAGCGUUGCAGUUCUUGACACAAACCGGUGUGUCUGGCACCAACUACCAUACCCGGUUCAAAGGCACUUAAAUCUUUUGUCUUGCCCAUUCACCCUCUAAAUGGCACACGUACACAAUCCAUGUCUCAGUUGUCUCAAGUCUUAAAAAUCCUUAUUUAGCCUGUCUCCUCCCCUUCAUCUAGACUGAUUGAAGUGGAUUUAACAGGUGACAUCAAUAAUGCAUCAUAGCUUUCACCUGGAUUCACCUGGUCAGUCUAUGUCAUGGAAAGAGCAGGUGUUCUUAAUGUUUUAUAUACUCAGUGUAGUAUAAUAGAGAAAACCUACAUACUUUAAUGCAGGGGUCCCCAAUUACAUUCGGCCGUGGGCCGAUUUUUCCUUGAGCGGAUGGUCGGGGGGCCGGAACAUAGUUAUAAAUCAUUUUUUUAUUGAAAAUUGACCGCAAGAAUCCCAAACAGAAAUACUAUUUGAAAAAAACAGAAUAUUUUCAAACCUUGCGGGCCGCCUAUUUUUUUAUAUUUUUAUUUUAAUUUUUAUUUAUUUCACCUUUAUUUAACCAGGUAAACCAGUUGAGAACAAGUUCUCAUUUACAACUGCGACCUGGCCAAGAUAAAGCAAAGUAGUGCGAUUAAAAACAACAACACAGAGUUACAUAUGGGGUAAAACAAAACAAAGUCAAAAAUACAACAGAAAUAAAUAUAUAUACAGUGUGUGCAAAUGUAGCAAGUUAUGGAGGUAAGGCAAUAAAUAGGCUAUAGUGCAAAAUAAUUACAAUUAGUAUUAACACUGGAAUGCUAGAUGUGCAAGAGAUGAUGUGCAAAUAGAGAUACUGGGGUACAAAUGAGCAAAAUAAAUAACAAUAUAGGGAUGAGGUAGUUGGGCGGGCUAAUUUCAGAUGGGCUGUGUACAGGUGCAGUGAUCGGUAAGGUGCUCUGACAACUGAUGCUUAAAGUUAGUGAGGGAGAUAAGUGUCUCGAGCUUCAGAGAUUUUUGCAAUUUGUUCCAGUCAUUGGCAGCAGAGAACAGGAAGGAAUGGCGGCCAAAGGAGGUGUUGGCUUUGGGGAUGACCAGUGAGAUAUACCUGCUGGAGCGCAGACUACGGGUGGGUGUUGCUAUGGUGACCAAUGAGCUAAGAUAAGGCGGGGAUUUGCCUAUCAGUGAUUUAUAGAUGGCCUGGAGCCAGUGGGUUUGGCGACGAAUAUGUAGUGAGGACCAGCCAACAAGAGCGUACAAUAUUGGGGAACCCUGCUGUAAUGUGAUGGGAUCCACCUACGUGUCUGUCAUCCUCUCUAAUCCAAUGAACAACUUCCUGCUUCCCUUUCACACUGCUCCCUUCUCUCUCUCUCUCUCUCUCUCUCUCCUCUCUCUCUCUCUCUCUCCUCCUCUCCUCUCUCUCUCUCCUCUCUCUCUCUCUCUCUCUCUCUCUCUCUCUCUCUCUCUCUCUGUAUUUUAAUUGAAAGGGGCUUAAUUGGCAUGGGAAACGUGUUUACAUUGCCAAAGCAAGUGAAAUAAACAACAAACAAAAGUGAGAAGACACAAAACAACAUCAACAAAAACCUUCAAAUUUAACCAGAUAUUGCACUCAAAAAGGUUUCAAGUAUUAUAUUAUCAGCUAUAUAUCAGCUAUUAUCAGUUAUAUUAGCUAUGUAAUGUGUUUUAUAGUGCAAAUAGUUGUAGUACAAAUAGUACUACAAAUAGUAGAUAAAUAAACAGAUAAAUAUUUGUGGUAUUUACAAUGUUGUUUGUGCUCCAUUGGUUGCACUUUUCACAUGGCAACGGGACACAAAUCUUGCUGCUGUGAUUUCACCUAAUAGAUAUGCAGUGAUGUAAAAUUCUUAAGUAAAAAUACUUUAAAGUACUACUUAAGUAGUUUUUUGGGGUAUCUGUACUUGACUUUACUAUUUACUUCACUACAGAAAAUAAUGUACUUUUUCUUCCCUGACACCCAAAAGUACUUGUUACUUGGUCAUCCCUACUGCCUCUGAUCUGGAGGACUCACUAAACACAAAUGCUUAAUUUGUAAAUUAUGUCUGAGUGUUGGAGGGUGCCCCUUGGCUAUCCGUAAAUUACAAAAAUAAGAAAAUUGUGCCGUCUGGUUUGCCUAAUAUAAGGAAUUUUAAAUGAUUUAUACUUUUACUUUUGAUACUUAAGUAUAUUUUAGCAAUUACAUUUACUUUUGAUACUUAAGUAUAUUUAAAACCAAAUACUUUUAGACUUUUACUCAAGUAGUAUUUUACUGUGUGACUUGCACUUUUACUUGAGUAAUUAUCUAUUAAAAUAUAUCUUUACUUUUACUAAUGUAUGACAAUUGGGUACUUUUUCCACCACUGCAGAUAUGGGAGUUUAUCAAACAAAACACAUACGUUUCGGCCUCAGGUCUUCAUCAGUGGCCUCUCAAUAGCAAGGCUAUGCUCACUGAGUUUGUACAUAGUCAAGUAUUUUCUUAAGUUUGGGUCAGUCACAUUGGUCAGGUAUUCUGCCACUGUGUACUUACUCUCUGUUUAGGGCCAGAUAACAUUCUAAUUUGCUCUGUUUUUUUUGUGGAUUCUUUCCAGUUUGUUAUAUAUUUAUCUUUUUGUUUUCUCAUGAUUUGGUUGGGUCUAAUUGUGUCGCUGUCCUGGGGCUCUGUGGGGUCUGUUUGUGUUUGUGAACAGAGACCCAGGAGCAGUUUGCUUAGGGGACUCUUCUCUAGGUUAAUCUCUCUGUAGGUGAUGGCUUUGUUAUGGAAGGUUUGGAAAUCGCUUCCUUUUAGGUGGUUGUAGAAUUUAACGUCUCUUUUCUGGAUUUUGAUAAUUAGCGGGUAUCAGGCUAAUUCUGCUCGGCAUGCAUUAUUUGGUGUUUUACGUUGUACACUAAGGAUAUUUUUUGCAGAAUUCUGCAUGCAGAGUCUCAAUUUAGUGUUUGUCCCAUUUUGUGAAUUCUUUGUUGGUGAGCGGACAUCACACCUCACAAUCAUGAAGGGCAAUGGGUUCUAUAACUGAUUCAAGUAUUUUUUGCCAGAUCCUAAUUGGUAUGUUGAAUUUCUUCUGUUCCUUUUGAUGACGUAGAAGGCCCUUCUUGCCUUGUCUCUCAGAUCGUUCACAGCUUUGUGGAAGUUACCUGUGGCACUGAUGUUAAGGCCGAGGUACACUACCGGUCAAAAGUUUUAGAACACCUACUCAUUCAAGGGUUUUUCAUUAUUCUUUACUAUUUUCUACAUUUUAGAAUAAUAGUGAAGACAUCAAAACUAUGAAAUAACACAUGGAAUCAUGUAGUAACCAAAAAAGUGUUAAGCAAAUCAAAAUAUAUUUUAUAUUUGAGAUUCUUCAAAUAGCCACCCUUUGCCUUGAUGACAGCUUUGCACACCUCACGGCCCUGUGUUUUUUGCCAAUUUUAACUGUUUUUCCCCCCAACACUGCUUUCCAUCAAUUUGUAUGGUUAAAUUCAUUGCCUUUGUUUUGAUUUGUUUGUUUGUCAAUUAGGGUGUGCAGGGUGAAUACGUGGUCUGUCGUACGGUAAUUUGGUAAAAAGCCAAUUUGACAUUUGCUCAGUACAUUGUUUUAACUUAGGAAAUGUACGAGUCUGCUGUUGAGGCAUAUCUCACGGUAGUUAUUGGGGUCCAUUUUGCCUCCACUUUUGUGGAUUGGGAUGAUCAGUCCUUGGUUCCAAAUAUUGGGUAAGAUGCCAGAGCUGAGGAUGAUGUUAAAGAGUUUAAGUAUAGCCAAUUGGUAUUUGUGGUCUGUAUAUUUUAUCAUUUCAUUGAGGAUACCGUCAACACCACAGGCCUUUUGGGGUUGGAGGGUUUGUAUUUUGUCCUGUAGUUCAUUCAAUGUAAUUGGAGAAUCCAGUGGGUUCUAGUAGUCUUUAAUAGUUCUCUCUCUCUUUCUCUUUCUCCUCAUGACAGCCUUACCCAGUAACUGAUUUUCUCUCUGUUUGAGUCGCGACUCUCAUGUCAGCCUUACCCAGUAACUGAUUUUCUCUCAGUUUUGAGUCGUAACUCUCAUGACAGCCUUACCCAGUAACUGAUUUUCUCUCUGUUUUGAGUCGUGACUCUCAUGACAGCCUUACCCAGUAACUGCUUUUCUCUCUGUGUGAGUUGUGACUCUCAUGACAGCCUUAACUGUAACUGAUUUGUUUAUGGGUGCUGAGAUUAGAUUUGAGUUGAUGUCUAACAACAUACGAAAAAUUUGCAGAUGUAAUUGUGUGUAUGUGUGUAGGAGUUAUCUUUCCUAAUGAAUGCCUAACCUCAUACUAAUGUUCUGUCAUUAUAUAGAGAAUGAAACAACUUCCUGUAAGAGAAAGUCUGUGAUGAUUCUGACUGAAUCUUUCUCCUCUACCCACCAGUAGUUUGCUAACUGCUUUUCUGACUGUGUUGUCAUACUGAGGGUGUCAGUGCACCAAACACUUUGCAUAAAUAACAGUUUCUAUGCACCACACAGGACUAUGCAUAACAGUUGUGGUUUUACUGCAACCCUGCUGAGCCAUUGUUUUAAUACACAUAAUCCCAUUCUAUUCAUACUCUGCAGGCUUUGCUGUAAAGCUAGCAGGUAGAAUGCUACACUUGGAGAUCCCUGGGCUUGUGGGAGGAGGGAAGGUGAGGGUGUGAGAUCAGAUGAUUGUGCAACUUGUAGCUCAUAUUGUAACUUCAGGUUUUUGGGAGAUUGUCUAAUAUUCCCAAUGCACUGCAGGUGCAAGGGCAAAUCGAACUAACCCAAUUCAUACUGGGAAGCUAUCAUACUACUGUCACUGAUAGUGAUCACUGUUAAUUAUAUCUAACGCCCCCCCCCCCCCCCCCCCCCUCCUCCUCUCAGCUCCUGGUGAUGUAAGUCUGAAGGUGUGGAGAGCGGAAGCCAAUAUGGGACUGAGACUGUUCUCUGAUGCCCUGAGGGACUUUGAAGACCUCUGCUGCGUUCGCCCCAACUGGACAGAGGUAAGAAACACGCCUCAACGAGAGAGAGAGAGAGAGAGAGAGAUGAGAUAGAGAGUAGGAGAGAGAGGAGAGAGAGGAGAGGAUGAGAGAGAGAUUGAGAGAGAGACGAGAGACGUACGAAGAGAGAGAGGGACGAGACUCUCUCCCGAGGAGAGACUCGCAGAGAGGAGAGAAAGCUGCAGAGAGAUGGAGAGAGAGAGACAGACGGGCUCUUCCGGACGCUCCUCUCUCGGCACGAGAUUCGGGAACUUAGUCGCUGGAGAGAGAGAGAUGCAGCUGGAAACUGUGCCUCUGUUUUCUUAUAACAAAAUCACUGUUUAUUCCCCUCUACUGAUCCCUUUAUAGUGCACUACUUUUAACGAGACCCCUAUGUGCCCUGGUCAAAAAUACUGCACUAAUUAGUGUGUCUGUACAAAUGUUAUGUCAUUUGGGGUACAUUAUGCAAAUGAAUACUUAUGUCAUAACGUAACUGAAUCAUUGGACACUAGUGGGUGGGUGAGAGCCAUAACAGCUACACACUGUUGUUAUGUCAUGUUAUGUUAGUAAGGCUGUUGUGUAGGAUUAUUCCUUUUUACCAUAACAUCUAUGUGCAGAAACAAGCCCAAAUAUAGGUCAUUGUUAUUCACUUCUGGUGCUGGAGGUCUGCUUUGUCUUAAAGUUUAUGUUCAAGCCCUGCACUAACUCACCUAAGUCAGCUAAUCAACUUAGGGCUGUCCCCGACAAAAAAAAAUCUUGGUCGACCGAGAACAGUCUGUUCGUAUCAAUUUUUAAACUUGUAUUUUUCCAUAUAUAAACACAUCCUAUGUGUUUUAAUCAAAUCAACUAUAUGCACUGAGCUUCUCUAAGCGCACUGUUUGAUUAAAUACAAAUGAGUAGAGGGAGACCACAAUUGAUUUGAUUGUGCUCAGAAUUACUGUGUGAAAACAAAAUUACAGCGAGUGACUGUGUGACUAGCACCCAUUGUCUCUCUCUCCUCCAUGCUGCAGCGACCACUACAGAACUUCAACAGUUUAUUGCGCUGUCCAUGUUGCUGAAGCUGCAACAUAAUUACAGCCAUCUCUGACUGAAAAGCUCUGUUACCGAAAUCCCUCAUUUGUUUAGGAAAAGCAUUCCCUAUUUUCUCAACCCUUGCUUUCUUUACGUGACACAUGUAUGCAUUGCAUGAACGUGAGCAAUAGGGCCUGACCUAUAGUAUAUCAUAAUCACAUCAAUAAAUUGGUUAUAACAAACUCCGAAAUUGAUGCAGAGGACGUGACAAAUAAACACGAAACGGGUUAAUGUAUACUGGUUGCUCAGGAGGUAAAGGGGGAGUCGGUUGUGUGGAAUAAAUGUGACUAGUUGUGGAAAAUACUGGAGAUCAAGAAAAAGAAGGUAAGGAGCAAGCGCUGCGUGCAUAUUAUGGGUGCCAAACAGGUGCUGUUAGAUUACAAUAUAAUGUUUCUGACUGUUUGGAACAAUGUAAACAACCUUAAAUAUAUGAUAAGCGUACCAGAGAGUCUGUUGGUUGAGAGAAUGCCAAGAGUGUGCAAAGCUGUCUUCAAGGCAAAGGGUGGCUACUUUGAAGAAUCUGUUUAACACUUUUUUGGAUACUACAUGAUUCCAUGUGUGUUAUUUCAUAGUUUUGAUGUCUUCACUAUUAUUCUACAAUGUAGAAAAUAGUAAAAAUAAAGAAAAACCGUUGAAUGUGUCACGGUUUCGGCCGAGGCUGCUCCUUCUCCUUGUUCGGGCAGGCUUCGGCGGUCGUCGUCUCCGGAGUACUAGCUGCCACCGUUCUAUGUUUCGAUGUUUGAUUGGUUUUGUCUGUUUUGUUACACCUGAUCCUUGUUAGUGUUCAUUAUGCGUCCUAUAAGUUCUCUUGAGUUUUGUCAUGUGUUGUGUGUAAUUGUUCGUUGUCACUGUGGGAUGCUAGUUCGUUUUUGUCUCUCUGUUCGGUGUAGUAGAGAGCUCCGCACUUUUGUGCCUUUGUAUGUACUUUACCGGUGUGCGUAAAGUUCGCUUGCCUGCCAGGUUGUAUGUAGCCGUGUUUGGCUUGUUCUUUUUGUCUUCACUAAAGACGUCAGUACCAAGCCUCUGUGUGUCCUGCGCUUGAUUCCACACCACUUCUACACUCAACUGUGACAGAAUGAGUAGGUGUGUCCAAACUUUUGACUGGUACUGUAUCUAUGGAUGAUUUAUAAAGCCAGGCACAUUUAACAGUUAGGCUAUUGAUUAUAUACCUAAUUAAGUUGGCGUUUCCUCUCUCCUCACUUUUCUUAGACAAUUAAAACAAGUGCUGUUUUCUCGUCUCCUAACUCCGUUGUGCUAUUAUGCACAUAGCAGCAUGGUUUAGGAAAAGGCGCCAAUUCAACAGCGCACUGAUGUUUUAGAACCGCGGACAGCGACAAAAGCCUGCACAGUCUGGACUGUGGCACUCAAGUACCAGGAGGAAAAACACUGACCUAUAUUCAGAUAUUCAGGUCCUAAUUUCCUGAUGUAGGUGAAUGUAGAUUUGGCUGUUGCGCUCUUCUUUUUUUCUCUAAUCCAUUUGUCUCUCUCUCUUCCAUUCCUCUCUCUCAUGAAUCCUCUCCAGAAGGACGAACGUGGGUGAAAGGUACCAGAGACGAGAGCGGAAAGCGGAGGAGACCAGACGAAAGAGAGAGGAAAGGGGAGGAAGGAGGAGCCAAAAAGACAGGAAAUCUCUCUCAUCUCUAAGCAUCUCUCGCCUCUCUGCUCUCAUUCCUCUGCUCUCCUCUCGCUCUACCGCUUUCCAUUCCUCUCUCUCUACCUCUACCUCUCUUCCAUUCCUCUCUCUCUCUAUCUCUCUCUACCCCUCUCUUCCAUUCCUCUCUCUCUACCUCUCUCUCAUCCAUUAUUCUCUCUCUCUUGUCUGUUCUCUCCAGGGUUUCUUUCGUAAAGGUAAAGUGUUACUGGAGAUGGGCCGUCAGUCUGAAGCCCUGAUCCAGUUCCACCGCUGUCUCAAACUACAGGCCGACUUCACUCCUGCCAAGAGCCAGAUUAAAAAGGUCAGUAGCUAUAGCCAACACUGACUGGCUCAUUUACUGACUGGAUCAUUUACUGACUAUUUACUACAGACUGGCUCAUUUACUGACUGUUUACUACCGACUGGCUCAUUUACUGACUGUUUACCAAAUCACUGGUCCAGUCACUCACUGACUGUCUGCAUGACUGUUCUUCACUGUCUCAUUCAGUCUCACUAGCUGAGUGUGUCAGUGACUGCCUGGCUGAAUGACUGUAUGGGGUCAGGUUCUAGGAAUGCUUUAAGGAAUGGAAUGCCUUGGAACAGUGUUCGACAAUCUAAACACGUACUGUGAACAGCAGGGGUGGGCAAUCAUUCAGCUCCAGGGCCACUUUGGGAUUUCAAAAUUCAGCGGAGGGCAGCACAUUUUCUUCCAGACCGAUUUGUUUGUCAAAAGCGAUUUGCGGGCCAGAAAAAGGGCAGUUAUUUGAAAACGUAUAGGUCCAUUAUAAUGGAUGGAUAUUUUAUUAUAUUUUUUUAUUUCACCUUUAUUUAACCAGGUAAGCCAGUUGAGAACAGGUUCUCAUUUACAACUGCGACCUGGCCAAGAUAAAGCAAAGUAGUGCAAUAAAAACAACACAGAGUUACAUAUGGGGUAAAAAAAAACAUAAAGUCAGAAAUACAACAGAAAAUAUAUAUACAGUGUGUGCAAAUGUAGCAAGUUAUGGAGGUAAGGCAAUAAAUAGGCUAUAGUGCAGAAUAAUUACAAUAGUAUUAACACUGGAAUGCUAGAUGUGCAAGAGAUGAUGUGCAAAUAGAGAUACUGGGGUGCAAAAGAGCAAAAUAAAUAACAAUAUAGGGAUGAGGUAGUUGGGUGGGCUAAUUUCAGAUGGGCUGUGUACAGGUGCAGUGAUCGGUAAGGUGCUCUGACAACUGAUGCUUAAAGUUAUUGAGGGAGAUAAGAGUCUCCAGCUUCAGAGAUUUUUGCAAUUCGUUCCAGUCAUUGGCAGCAGAGAACUGGAAGGAAUGGCGGCCAAAGGAGGUGUUGGCUUUGGGAAUGACCAGUGAGAUAUACCUGCUGGAGCGCAGACUACGGGUGGGUGCUGCUAUGGUGACCAAUGAGCUAAGAUAAGGCGGGGAUUUGCCUAGCAGUGAUUUAUAGAUGGCCUGGAGCCAGUGGGUUUGACGACGAACAUGUAGUGAGGACCAGCCAACAAGAGUGUACAGGUCACAGUGGUGGGUAGUGUAUGGGGCUUUGGAGACAAAACGGAUGGCACUGUGAUAGACUACAUCCAAUUUGCUGAGUAGAGUGUUGGAGGCUAUUUUGUAAAUGACAUCGCCGAAGUCAAGGAUCGGUAGGAUAGUCAGUUUUACGAGGGCAUGUUUGGCAGCAUGAGUGAAGGAGGCUUUGUUGCGAAAUAGGAAGCCGAUUCUAGAUUUAACUUUGGAUUGGAGAUUCUUUAUGUGAGUCUGGAAGUUGAGUUUACAGUCUAACCAGACACCUAGAUAUUUGUAGUUGUCCACAUACUCUAGGUCAGACCCGUCGAGAGUGGUGAUUCUAGUCGGGUGGGCGGGUGCUAGCAGCGUUCGAUUGAAAAGCAUGCAUUUAGUUUUACUAGUGUUUAAGAGCAGUUGAAGGCUACUGAAGGAUUGUUGUAUGGCAUUGAAGCUCGUUUGGAGGUUUGUUAACACAGUGUCCAAUGAAGGGCCAGAUGUAUACAAAAUGGUGUCGUCUGCGUAGAGGUGGAUCUGAGAGUCACCAGCAGCAAGAGCGACAUCAUUGAUAUACACGGAGAAAAGUGUCGGCCCAAGAAUUGAACCCUGUGGCACCCCCAUAGAGACUGCCAUAGGUCCAGACAACAGGCCCUCCGAUUUGACACACUGAACUCUAUCUGAGAAGUAGUUGGUGAACCAGGCGAGGCAGUCAUUUGAGAAACCAAGGCUAUUUAGUCUGCCAAUAAGAAUGCGGUGGUUGACAGAGUCGAAAGCCUUGGCCAGGUCGAUGAAGACGGCUGCACAGUACUGUCUAUUAUCAAUCGUGGUUAUAAUAUCGUUUAGGACCUUGAGCGUGGCUGAAGUGCACCCGUGACCAGCUCGGAAACCGGAUUGCAUAGCGGAGAAGGUACGGUGGUAUUCGAAAUGGUCGAUGAUCUGUUUGUUAACUUGGCUUUCGAAUACUUUCGAAAGGCAGGGCAGGAUGGAUAUAGGUCUGUAGCAGUUUGGAUCUAGAGUGUCACCCCCUUUGAAGAGGGGGAUGACCGCGGCAGCUUUCCAAUCUCUGGGGAUCUCAGACGUUAUGAAAGAGAGGUUGAACAGACUAGUAAUAGGGGUUGCGACAAUUUCGGCGGCUAGUUUUAGAAAGAAAGGGUCCAGAUUGUCUAGCCCAGCUGAUUUGUAGGGGUCCAGAUUUUGCAGCGCUUUCAAAACAUCAGCUGUCUGAAUUUGUGUAAAGGAGAAGCGGGGGGGGGCAUGGGCAAGUUGCAGCAGAGGGUGCAGAGUUGGUGGCCGGGUUAGUGGUAGCCAGAUGGAAAGCAUGGCCAGCUGUAGCAAAAUGCUUGUUGAAAUUCUCGAUUAUUGUAGAUUUAUCGGUGGUGAUAGUGUUUCCUAGCCUCAGUGCAGUGGGCAGCUGGGAGGAAGUGCUCUUAUUCUCCAUGGACUUUACAGUGUCCCAAAACUUUUUGGAGUUAGUGCUACAGGAUGCAAAUUUCUGUUUGAAAAAGUUAGCCUUUGCUUUCCUGACUGCUUGUGUAUAUUGGUUCCUAACUUCCCUGAAAAGUUGCAUAUCGCGGGGGCUAUUUGAUGCUAAUGCUGUACGCCACAGGAUGUUUUUGUGCUGGUCAAGGGCAGUCAAGUCUGAGGAGAACCAGGGGCUAUAUCGGUUCUUAGUUCUGUAUUUUUUGAAUGGGGCAUGUUUAUUUAAGAUUGAGAGGAAAUUACUUUUAAGGAACAACCAGGCAUCUUCUACUGACGGAAUGAGAUCUAUAUCCAUCCAGGAUACCUGGGCCAGGUCAAUUAGGAAGGCCUCCUCGCUAAAGUGUUUUAGGGAGCGUUUGACAGUGAUGAGGGGUGGUCGUUUGACCGCGGACCCAUUACGGACGCAGGCAAUAAGGCAGUGAUCGCUGAGAUCCUGGUUGAAGACAGCUGAGGUGUAUUUAGAGGGUAUGUUAGUCAGGAUGAUAUCUAUGAGGGUACCCAUGUUUAAGGAUUUAGGGUUGUACCUGGUAGGUUCGUUGAUAAUUUGCGUGAGGUUGAGGGCAUCUAGCUUGGAUUGUAGGAUGGCUGGGGUAUUAAGCAUAUCCCAAUUUAGGUCACCAAGCAGUACAAACUCAGAGGAUAAAUGGGGGGCAAUCAAUUCACAUAUGGUGUCCAGGGCACAGCUGGGGGCUGAGGGGGGUCUGUAGCAAGCGGCAACAGUGAGAGACUUAUUUCUGGAAAGGUGGAUUUUUAGAAGUAGAAGCUUAAACUGUUUGGGCACAGACCUGGAUAGUAUGAUAGAGCUCUGCAGGCUAUCUCUACAGUAGAUUGCAACUCCACCCCCUUUGGCAGUUCUAUCUAGACGGAAAAUGUUAUAGUUGGGGAUGGAAAUUUCAGAAUUUUUGGUGGCCUUCCUGAGCCAGGAUUCAGACACUGCUAGAACAUCAGGGUUGGCAGAGUGUGCUAACGCAGUGAAUAACUCAAACUUAGGAAGUAGACUUCUGAUAUUUAUGUGCAAGAAACCAAUACUUUUGCGAUUACAGAAGUCAUCAAAUGAUAGCUCCUGGGGAGUAGGAGUGAUACUGGGGGCUACAGGGCCUGGGUUAGCCUCUACAUCACCAGAGGAACAGAGGAGGACUAGAAUAAGGAUACGGCUAAAGGCUUUAAGAACUGGUCUUCUAGUGCGUUGGGUACAUAGAAUAAAGGGGGCAGAUUUCCGGGUGUUAUAGAAAAGAUUCAGGGCAUUAUGUACAGACAAGGAUAUGGAAGGAUAUGAGUAAAGUGGAGGUAAACCUAAGCGUUGGGUAACAAUGAAAGAGAUAGUAUCUCUAGAGGCAUCAAUUGAGUCGGUCUCUGAGUGUAUGGGGGGAGGGACAAAGGAGCUAACUAAGGCAGGUUUAGCUAGGCUGGGGGGUCUACAGUGAUAUAGUACAAUUAGAAAUAACCGAAACAACAAUAAACUAACCAUGUUUGGGCUGAGGCUAAACAUAAACAGGAUGUAGUACCGUAAAAAGGAACAGUCCAGCAGAUAUCAGCUGUAUAGCUGAGUUAUCAUAAGGUCCGGUGGUGAAGCGCUAGUGAUUAAGAGGCCACGGCUAGCGUGUGCUACGUCUGUUUUGUUGUAGCCAGCUGGUAGCGAUGAAUCCGGAGUUAAAGGUCCAGUGAUUCAGUGAUUCCGGCGGAAAAACUGAUAUGUUCUGGGUCGAUAACGCUCUGUGCAGACUGGCCGAAUAUCCGGUGAUCAAUGUCCAGUGAUUAAAAAUUAAUCCUGCGGAAAAAAAUCCAAUAUUCUGGGUGAAACACCGCUAGCUGUGGCUAAUAGCAAGUAGCUAGUUCAGUAGCUAGUUCAGUUUAGUGAGUAAGAGGCCACCGAUAACGUGUGCUAACGGGCCAGGGCUAGCAGAUGGAUGGAAUCUUCGUGGUUAACGUCGUAACCACAUCAGACGAUUUCGUCGGCAGACCAGUCGUGUAGGAUCGGCGGGGCUCCGUGUCAACACUAGGUGGUCCCGUCCGGUUGAUAGAGAGGUAGAUAGCCGGGAGAUGGGCCUAGCUCGGGAUGAUUAGCCAGACCACAGCGUCCAUUUUGUUGUAGCCAGCUGGUAGCGAUGAAUCCGGAGUUAAAGGUCCAGUGAAUCAGUGAUUCCGGCGGAAAAACUGAUAUGUUCUGGGUCGAUAACGCGCUGUGCAGACUGGCCGAAUAUCCGGUGAUCAAUGUCCAGUGAUUAAAAUUAAUCCCAAUAGAUUGAUUGAUCUGUGUGUCUGUUUCCCCUGGUCAGAUCCUGGAGGAGGAGGGCAUGUCAGUGCCAGAGGAGGUGCCCCAGAUCCUCCAGGUGGUCUCGGAGUACCUCCGAGACCCCUGCCCCCCCAUCACAAGCCUCUUCCCCGCAGGACCCACACAAAGCCACACACACGCCGAAAGCCUCCGAUUCCCUCAGGAGGAGGGGGCAGACGGGGACAGGAGAGGAGACUCGGAGACCGGGUCAAAGGUGAAACAUGGUACCAGUACAGAGUGCUGUCUCAGUCUCUGUCAGGCCGUGUCCUUCCUCCCUUCAGCCGAGGAUGAUGAGGAGAUGAUGAUGAGGAAGGAGGAGCGGCACAGCAAGGGUACAUAGAGCACACACACACAUACACACACACUGGAAAAGAGAAUAGACACAUGUUGAUGGUUGAUAUUGGUUCUAUGUUGUCUCCCUCAGGAGGCUGCAGUCUGGACAGAAAAUACUCUCUGAGUGUCCUCACUGUGUCUGACUUUGAAUGUCCCCUCUGUAUCAGGUUAGUAGUUUGUGUAGGUGGUACAUCCUAUGGAGUCUUGUGGUACUGUUAUUGUAGAGAAACUUUGUGCUGUACACUGAUCUUAGUGCUGUACCUCUACAGGUUGUUCUAUGAGCCAGUGACCACUCCCUGUGGACACACCUUCUGUAGGACCUGCCUCGAGAGAAGCCUGGACCACAACCUCCGCUGCCCCCUCUGCAAACAGCCACUACAGGAGGUAACUAGGGCCUACGCAACUGUGGUCUACGUAACUGUGGUCUACGUAACUGUGGUCUACGUAACUAGGGUCUACGCAACUAGGGUCUACGCAACUAGGGUCUACGCAACUAGGGUCUACGCAACUAGGGUCUACGCAACUAGGGUCUACGCAACUAGGGUCUACGCAACUAGGGUCUACAUAACUGUAGUCUAC
Molecule: messenger RNA, 18516 nt
Organism: Coregonus sp. 'balchen'
Lineage: Eukaryota; Metazoa; Chordata; Actinopteri; Salmoniformes; Salmonidae
Source: the annotation of a GenBank genome assembly